ACAAUAAGAUGAAAAACCAGUGAAGCAAAUCGCAUCAAUCACUCUAUGUAUGUGCCUUUCUCAUGGUAACAAGCUGGAGCAUGCGUUUUUACCUGUUACAGACUGUCUGCUGUUAAAAAUGCACCCUGUCAGUCCUGAUGAAUAUGUACUGUAGCUAGCAGUAUGUCUCGACAGACGGGACCCUCUGCUGCAUGUGCUGAAAACAAACCACCAAACUGCAAUGCUACCACACAUACAUUCAUGUCCCUAGCAAGCUAUAUGGAAAUGCGCGUCUGUCUCUUCAACAUCAUCGGCGCCCUAGUUCUUCCCUCGCCGUUCAUAUCCAUGGAUGGGCGGGAAUGUAAACAGAACAACCGGGCAAGGCAACCUUGGCCGCCUCCAUUUUCUUCAACUCCUUGGACAAAUGUCUGCAACUGACAGCAGAUGAAGGCAGGCAGGCACACAAGAAGAGGAAGAAGAUGAGAAACCAGUGAAGCAACCCAUGCAACCAUCUACUACUAACCCCUCUCCUCCUGUUUUCCCCUACCCAGACCUACAAACCAGCAAGGGCCUGCCUGCCCUGCUCUGCGGAUGAAACACCUAGAAACAAUCCUCCCGGUCCAAAGCUGCUGCUGCUCACACAAAGUGAACCCAGCCCAGGUAUAACAAGCACUCACCUAACAGGCACCAAGCCACCUUUGCAUUGCUUCCUUCCACUGCAUUUGCAUCCCAUCCCAUCCCAACCCCAACCUUGCUGCUGCCUGCCACCGCCCCACCGCACUCUGCUCACCCCUUCACCCACAUAUACACAUGAUUUCAUCCUCCCCAGCUGAAAACUAGCUGCUGCCUCACACUCUGCUACCGUCAACCAAAGCCAUGAGGGGUUUCCCGCUGGCCGGCGUGCUGGUGGCGCUGCUGCUCGCCGCCGGGGAGCUGCAUUGCGCAGCAACAGCGGCACCAGCACCACCAGCAAAGGCAUCGGCGCCACCGCCGCAACACCCAGGAGCGCCACCACAGCACGCACCACCAUCGCCUCCGCGGCGACACCGAUCAUCACAUGGACGAGCCCCGCCGGUUCCCAGGAAGCAGGACCCUCCAUCAUCACCACCGCCACCGCCGCCGAAGCAGGACCCUCCGCCUCCAUCGCCGCCUCAGCAGCAGCAGGACCCUCCAUCGCCACCGCCACAGCAGAUCAUACCACCAAUACAGGUCGUGCCACCAAUUCAGGACCCCGACGCGGCGGCACCAGCACAGCCACCCAGGGGCGGCAACCGCUCCGCGGUCUGCACCACCCUCCUCGUGUUCGGGGACUCGACGGUGGACCCAGGCAACAACAACCGCCUGCGGACGACAGCCAAGGCCAACUUCCCGCCCUACGGCAUCAACUUCUACGGCCGCAGGCCCACCGGCCGCUUCACCAACGGCAGGCUGGCCACUGAUAUGCUGGGUAACAGUUACAUAUUUCUUCCUCUGUCUCCUUUUGCUGCUGUUGUUUCAGGAUACCUGACUUGGCAGAGUUGCGGCGGUUGUGCAGCGGACAAGCUCGGUAUAAUGAGGACCAUCCCGGGCUUCCUUGACCCAACGCUCAAGCUGGGGCAGCUCAGGAAGGGGGUGAGCUUCGCGUCGGCGGGCUCUGGAUACGACGAUAUCACUGCCAACACAUUAAGCGCGCUGCCAUUCCGGAGACAACUGUGGCACUUCUGGCGUUACAAGCAACUGAUCCGAGCCCUGCUCGGACUGAGAAGAGCAGAGCGAAUUGUUAACAGGGCUACCUUCAUCAUAAGUGCUGGUACAAAUGACAUGCUCCUAAACUACAUCGCGUCAAACCGAUCAGCUGGCCCCAUCGCCAUGCUGCGGUACGAGAACCACCUGAUAGCACGCCUCGGCAACUAUACCCAGGUGAUGAGGAUGCUUGGAGCGAGAAGGUUUGUGUUCGUCGGGCUACCCCCGAUCGGCUGUCUACCGAUCGCAAGAACAUUGCUCGGAAGGGAUCCAGAUGGAUGCGACAGCGACCUAAACCAGCUGGCGGCUUCCUUCAACUCGAGACUGGUUCAGCUGUCGAAUUUCGUCAACUACCAGCCCCGAAUGAAGAGCGCCUACAUAGAUACCUACACAAUCAUACGGGCGGCAACAGACAACCCUCAGAAUUACGGGCUGACGGAGGUGUCAAGAGGGUGCUGCGGGUCGGGGAUGAUCGAGGUUGGCCAGACAUGCAGAGGGCGAAGGACAUGCCCGGACCCAAGCAAGUACUUGUACUGGGAUGCUGUCCAUCCAACAGAGACAACAAACCAGCUUAUCACAAGCCUGAUGCUGGACUCCAUUGCCGGAAUCUACAGCUAGACUCUCAAAGCUCCACAGCGAGGCCAUUUCUGUUCUCUUUCUUUCUUUUACACCGGUGUCAUGUGCUAUACUCAACUGUACUGCAGGUGCAUGUGCUACUGCAGUUCAGUUGAGUUGUAAAACUAGAACGUGUUACUGUAACCUUUGCAACUGAAGAAAAAGACACAGAAUAACUACGGUGGAUCAGCAUGGGCAAAUUACAGGGCAGGUCGAUUCCUUACCGUGGUUCUUGCGGGGCUGUUCCCCAUGAAGGAGAGGUCUAAUACCGGAAUCUACAGCUAGGCACCGAAGCUCAAGAGGAUCCUGUGUGGAUCAAGCCAAAGUGUUUAAGGCUACUUUUU
This is a messenger RNA of Triticum dicoccoides, 2660 nucleotides long. Its product is annotated as GDSL esterase/lipase At5g45950-like. Gene Ontology annotation, molecular function: hydrolase activity, acting on ester bonds. The transcript is spliced from 4 exons. Bases 856 to 2319 code for a protein of 487 amino acids. NCBI's taxonomy places the organism in Eukaryota, Viridiplantae, Streptophyta, Magnoliopsida, Poales, Poaceae. The record is from RefSeq and is a predicted model, not a curated record.